Molecule: messenger RNA, 1300 nt
Organism: Cottoperca gobio
Lineage: Eukaryota; Metazoa; Chordata; Actinopteri; Perciformes; Bovichtidae
Product: protein ALP1-like
Exons: 2
Coding region: 218-1138 (306 amino acids)
Source: RefSeq, a predicted model, not a curated record
UACAGUACAGCUAGCAUUUCUGGAGUGUAUUGGGGUUAGAGUAUAAAUAGGGUCCCCGUGAGUAGCUCAUCCUCACUUCUUCACAGCACGUCUUGCUGAAUACAUCAACCCAGCAUAAGAGGGCAUGGAGGAUGCGGAGAGGUGACGGCAGUAUGGCAUAUACGACCGACUCCUGCUGGAGCUCUGGAACGAGGACCACGCCUCCUUCAUCAACUUCAUGCGGAUGGCCCCCGAGAUGUUUGACGAGCUACUAGCCAGAGGGGGUCCCAGGCUAACCAAGCAGCAUACCCAGGUAUGCUACAGGGCGCCGAUCGAGCCUGGCCUGAAGCUUGCCCUGACUCUCCGUCACCUUGCCUCUGGGAGCAGGUAUGCAUCGAUGAAGUUUGGCUGGAGUGUCCCUCACAACACCCAGUCACUCAUCGUCCGAGAGGUGUUCCAGGCAAUCAUCAAUGAAUACCUGGAGGAGGUGAUGAGCUGCCCCACCACUCCUGGUGGAUGGCGCACCAUUUCCGAGGAGUUCCGCACCAAGUGGAACUUCCCCCACACCUUAGGGGCACUUGAUGGGAAGCACAUUGCGUGCCGGUGUCCUCCAAACAGUGGGUCCAUGUACUACAACUACAAAGGAUGCUACUCCAUUGUUCUGAUGGCGCUAGUAGAUGCGGACUACAAGUUCAACUGGGCAAAUGUCGGUGGUAUGGGGUCAGCGUCAGACGUUCAGAUCUACAACCACUGUGAGCUGAAGGAAGGCGCCGAGAAUGGUACCAUAGGUUUCCCUGACCCGGAUUCUAUGCCCAACGGCACCCAGGAUGUGCCCUACUACUGGAUCGGUGACGAUGCCUUCGCCCUACGCCACUACAUGAUGAAGCCGUACGGGCAGCGAUGUUUGACAAAGGAGGAAAGGAUCUUUAACUACAAGCUUUCCCGUGCCAGGAGAGUAGUAGAGAAUACAUUCGGCAUCCUGUCAAACCGCUUCCAGGUCCUGCUGAGUACCAUGCAGCAUCACCCGUCCACUGUGAAGCUCAUCGUCACCACAUGCGUCAUCCUGCACAACAUGAUGAGGAUGCGGCACCCACGGCUCCAGAACCAGCAGCUUGACCGUGCAGAGAACACAAUUAUGUCCCAGGUGCAUGGAGACUAGGCCAGAACCUAGAGGACACACAGAGUGUCUGGACCACCCAACGCCUCCAUGGACGGGAAGACACAGAGGGAGCUCAUCAAACAUUGGGUGAACUCACCAGGCGGUGCAGUUCCGUGGCAAUACAGGAUGAUCUAGGAUAUGAAUAUUUUGAUAUGUUGACCA